CAGGCUCCUGCAGUCGGAGUCGAGCCGCUGGCGGAUCGGAUCGGGUCGCAGGUCAGCCAUGUCAUCUGAGCCACCUCCGCCGCCACAGCCCCCAACACACCAGGCUUCCGUCGGGCUGCUGGACACCCAGCGGGCCCGAGACCGGUCGCCGUCCCCUCUUCGGGGCAACGUGGUCCCCAGCCCGCUGCCCACCCGCCGGACGAGGACCUUCUCCGCGACGGUGCGGGCUUCUCAAGGUCCUGUCUACAAAGGAGUCUGCAAAUGCUUCUGCCGAUCCAAGGGCCACGGCUUCAUUACCCCGGCCGAUGGCGGCCCCGACAUCUUCCUGCACAUUUCCGACGUGGAGGGGGAGUACGUCCCCGUGGAAGGCGACGAGGUCACCUAUAAGAUGUGCUCCAUCCCCCCCAAGAACGAGAAGCUGCAGGCCGUGGAGGUGGUCAUCACGCAUCUGGCCCCGGGCACCAAGCACGAGACUUGGUCUGGCCACGUCGUCAGUUCCUAGGACACGCCGGAAGCGCCCCUUUUCCUGGGCCCGCGGGAGACUCUGGGGUGGAGGAGGAGGCAGAACCAAACUGCAGAUGACGAUCCACCGCUGGAGACGGGGCUUCAAAGGGGGCAGCGCGGUCCCUUUCGAGCAUCUUCCGGAGGAAGGGGUGUGGGGGGCAGGCACGGGGGUGCUCGCGGCCACCAGCACGGCCUCGGACCAUUGCAACAGCCUCUCACCAUCUGAAAAGCAUUAAAAGCAUGGAAAAAGGA
Messenger RNA from Hyaena hyaena (striped hyena), 756 nucleotides. RefSeq names its product calcium regulated heat stable protein 1 (gene CARHSP1). The coding region runs from base 59 to 502 and encodes 147 amino acids. NCBI's taxonomy places the organism in Eukaryota, Metazoa, Chordata, Mammalia, Carnivora, Hyaenidae. The transcript has 4 exons. Gene Ontology annotation, cellular component: cytoplasm. Gene Ontology annotation, molecular function: mRNA 3'-UTR binding. Gene Ontology annotation, biological process: regulation of mRNA stability. The record is from RefSeq and is a predicted model, not a curated record.